CCGGCCCCGGAAGUACUUACCCUACAUCCCGCCCCCAACAUGGCGGCGCCCAGUUCCUUGGGGCAGUACCUGCUUCUGCUUCACCUCUAAUGUUAGCCUUGGAGGAGUCGGCGGGACCAUGGACGGGCCGGGCUUCACGGCCUCGCUGGUGGCUGGAGGAGUAGCAGGUGCCUCUGUUGACUUGAUCUUAUUUCCUUUGGAUACUAUUAAGACAAGGCUGCAGAGUCCCCAAGGAUUCAACAAGGCUGGUGGUUUCCGUGGAAUAUAUGCUGGUGUCCCUUCUACAGCUGUUGGGUCCUUUCCUAAUGCUGCUAUGUUUUUUCUCACCUAUGAAUAUGUGAAAUGUUUGCUGCACACCGACUCAGCUUCACACUUCAGGCCCGUGAAGCACAUGCUGGCUGCCUCUGCAGGAGAAGUGGUUGCCUGCUUGAUUCGAGUUCCUUCUGAAGUGGUUAAACAGAGGGCACAGGUGUCCGCUUCUUCAACAACCUUGCAGAUCUUUUCUGCUAUAUUAAAUGAAGAGGGGAUCCAAGGACUGUACCGAGGCUAUAAAAGCACAGUUCUGAGAGAGAUUCCUUUCUCCUUGGUCCAGUUUCCCUUGUGGGAAGCCUUGAAACAGUUCUGUGACUCCAGAUGUAGAAAUGGCGAGGAUGCUGUCUGGACGUCUCCUGACUGUUGGGUCUCGCACACAGGUGGCUUUGCAGCUGCGGUUACUACACCUUUGGAUGUGGCUAAGACAAGGAUCAUGCUGGCCAAGGCGGGCUCCAGCACUGCUGUUGGGAAUGUGCUCUCGGCCAUGCAUGCGGUGUGGCGCGCACAGGGACUAGCAGGGUUAUUUGCAGGUGUCUUCCCACGAAUGGCAGCAAUCAGCAUGGGCGGCUUCAUCUUUCUGGGUGCCUACGACCAGACCCGCAGCUUGCUGUUAGAAGUGGGUAGGAAGAGCCCAUGAAGCAGACACUGCGUGUCCCUGGAGAAGAGGGAUGCUGGCUGCUGUGCAGCCCCUGCCUUCCUGUGACUGGCGAAGUCGACGCUGCAGUGUGGCACCUUGAGAGGGCUGCAGAGUGCAGCCCUGAGUGUCGUCCAUGGAAACUAUCCUCGGUGGACCUCCAGACCAACAUCUCCACCCCUUAAUAAAUACUUCAGCGUUCUUGUUUGAUCAGUG
Molecule: messenger RNA, 1162 nt
Organism: Alexandromys fortis (reed vole)
Lineage: Eukaryota; Metazoa; Chordata; Mammalia; Rodentia; Cricetidae
Gene: Slc25a26
Product: solute carrier family 25 member 26
Exons: 9
Coding region: 119-949 (276 amino acids)
Biological process (GO): transmembrane transport
Cellular component (GO): mitochondrial inner membrane
Molecular function (GO): S-adenosyl-L-methionine transmembrane transporter activity
Source: RefSeq, a predicted model, not a curated record